Camponotus floridanus (Florida carpenter ant) is the source of this 943-nucleotide messenger RNA. Its product is annotated as keratinocyte proline-rich protein. Bases 1 to 798 code for a protein of 265 amino acids. NCBI's taxonomy places the organism in Eukaryota, Metazoa, Arthropoda, Insecta, Hymenoptera, Formicidae. The transcript is spliced from 4 exons. The record is from RefSeq and is a predicted model, not a curated record.
AUGUCGAAGAUUCUUAUAAGUUGCUUGUUGUUCCUGAUAUUAGUAUGCACUUACGCGCUCGCAUCAGUUCCGGAAGAUGCUAAGCAGAAACGGGGCAUCAUCGGUAAUGAUAGAUGGAUCGGUCUAUCAAGUCUUUACGAACAUGGACAUCCGUGGUCGGUCGAUCAUAUUCCAUGGAAAGGACUCAAACUACCUGAAGUUAAUCUAUUGCAUUUGGCAGAAGCGCUUUCAACUUAUGACAAAAAUAACAUCGCCUCGACACACGGAAUUUUGGAAACCUUUCCAGUGUAUAUAACUAAGCACGUGGUCGUGGAAAAACCGGUGCCAGUUCCAGAACCAGUGAUCAUAGAAAAACCAUAUCAUGUGCCGAUACCAAUUGAGAAGAUCAUUCAUAAGCCAGUUCCUGUCCCGAUACCGGUGCCACAGGCGGUGCCGAUUCCAGUGAAGGAACCGAUCGUGGUGCCAGUGCAUCAGCCAUAUCCGGUGAAAGAAACGGUGCCAGUGCCGGUUCCGGUACCAGUUCCGGUUCCGAUUCAACCGAUCCCACCGCCGCUUCCGACUGGCGGGCUUCCUGGUGGCAUCUAUGCGCGCGAUCACGUACCCGGCCAUCUUUACGUCCCGUUUUACCAUCCGCCGUCAAACACCCCGCGCUUGGAUCACAACAUCGCCGCGCUUCCCCACGGCUUGGGUCACGGGCUUGGCCACGUGUUAACGGAUGGUCACAGUUAUGAAUACGAUGCCCAUGCCGACCAUCUUGUCCACCAUGAUCACAAAAAAAGAAAGACUGACAAGAAUUGAGGGGCGAGUGGGGACGGAGAGAAAAAAAGAAAACGCUUUCAUUUGUAUGUAGUUGAAAAAAUAAAUUUUGACAGAAGAAAGGAACGGAUUAAAUUCACGUAUAUUCCGAGGUUAAAGAUUCUUUAUAAUGUUGACCGAAAAAAAU